Hippoglossus stenolepis (Pacific halibut) is the source of this 5058-nucleotide messenger RNA. It is a transcript of the gene larp4aa, whose product is annotated as la-related protein 4. Gene Ontology annotation, molecular function: mRNA 3'-UTR binding. NCBI's taxonomy places the organism in Eukaryota, Metazoa, Chordata, Actinopteri, Pleuronectiformes, Pleuronectidae. Gene Ontology annotation, biological process: positive regulation of translation. The transcript is spliced from 17 exons. Gene Ontology annotation, cellular component: cytosol; cytoplasmic stress granule. The record is from RefSeq and is a predicted model, not a curated record. The coding region runs from base 461 to 2905 and encodes 814 amino acids.
UGGCAGCCGGGACGUCGGCGGACUGUGUGCCUGCGCUGAGGAGAGGUGCGUGUCCCCAGUGUCCGCUCCGGUCGCCCGGUUAGGAAUGCGCCUCACGAAGCCGGUGUGUGCUGUGAUAUUCGGUGAAAAGCCCGCGGGGACCGUGGUGUGAGAAGAGUCAUGGUUUGGCAUCGCUUGUACCUUUAGUGUCUCGGCUUUUGAUUCAUUGAGCUAUCUGUCGUUAGCCCGCUCCGUUGAUUCAUAGCACGCUAGGUCGGGAGCCUCCGUCUGUAGCCUACCUGUUAGCCUGUUAGCUAGCUAGCUAGCAGCUAGUCCGAGUGCGCUGCUGGCCGAUCCAGUCCGACGGGAGAGGACCAGGCUUACUGCUGAACACGAGCCGGUUGUUUCCGAAGGACGAGCUGGUGGUGGCUGGCGGGGGCCGGGAGAAAGCGACGGGGUGGAAGUGAGUAAGGAGCGGCUGAUGAGUUCAGACCAGAGCGGGGAGCCGCCGCUGCUGCAGGAGGAGGCCGAUCCGGGACCGAAGACCGGUGGGAAGGACGAGGCUCCGCUGGGGAGCGAGGGAGGGUCAGGCGGCAUGGUCACCUCUAAGGGCGCCGGUUUGAACCCAAAUGCCAAGGUGUGGCAGGAGAUGCCUGUGGUUCCCAGCGAGGCUCUUACCAACAGUCCUCAUUGGCCCACCGCCGACAUGAGUGAGGGUUAUUCUGAGCCAUCGUCUGCCGGGUCCAAGCAGUUCACUGUGGGACUCACGGCCCUGGAUGACAGCAGCUCCACAGUAACAGCUGAGAUAGCAGUAAAUGGAAUGGACCCUCCAGAGUUGGGCUUUUCCCCUGCUGAGUCCACCACAGGGACGCCAGUGGAAUCCAAAGCUGAAGAGCAGCCCAUCUCCUCUGAGAAUCUGCGAGAGUCUCUGAAGAAAGAGCUUGAGUUUUAUUUCUCUAGAGAAAACCUCUCAAAGGAUUUGUACCUGAUGUCCCAGAUGGACAGUGACCAGUUUGUUCCCAUUUGGACUAUAGCCAGCAUGGAGGGCAUCAAGGUCCUCACCACUGACAUGGACCUCAUCCUGGAUGUGUUGAGAUCCUCUCCUAUGGUGCAAGUGGAUGAGAAAGGAGAGAAAGUGCGCCCUAAUCACAAGCGGUGCAUUAUCAUCCUGAGGGAGGUCCCCGAAACCACACCUGUUGAGGAAGUGGAGUCACUGUUCAAAAAUGACAACUGUCCAAAGGUGAUAAGUGUGGAGUUCGCACACAACAACAACUGGUACAUCACAUUCCAAUCAGACACGGACGCUCAGCAGGCAUACAAGUACUUGAGAGAGGAAGUAAAAACAUUUCAGGGAAAACCCAUCAUGGCCAGGAUAAAGGCCAUCAACACAUUCUUUGCAAAGAAUGGCUACCGUAGCAUGGACAGCAGCCUGUACGCUCAGCAGUCCCAGAGCCAGUCACAGUACAGCUCCCCCCUCUACAUGCAGCAUGUCUAUCCCCAGCAGCAGUACCCAGUCUAUGGCAUCGUACCUCCCACCUGGACGCCUUCUCCUACACCGUAUUUCGAAACUCCUUUGGCACCGUUUCCCAACAGUAGCUUUGUGAAUGGAUUUGGCUCAGCUGGACACUACAAAACUGGCUCCAGUUCUCUUAACAUCACUCGCCAAUUCAACAGGAACCGUGUCCCCCUCUAUUCAAGAAAGAAUGUAAUAAAUGCCUUCAGAAACCACGUGAAGCCCCAGGUGAGGACAAGUGAAGUGACCGCAGCAUCCAUAACUCCCGUCUCCCUGGAGAGUCUGACCGGAUUGCGCAGCCCACAGCCUCCUGCUCCUCUUGCCGCUGCCACUAACCCAGUCCAGACCGUCUCUGACCUAAGCAUGGCGUUCUCACAUCUCUCCUCCUCCUCUUCCUCUCUGGACCCCUGCGAUGACGGUUGCAUGUCAGGUCGCGGAAGACGCAGCACAACCUACAGAGGGACACGGAGGAGGCGAGAAGAUGAGCGGAUUACGAGGCCUAUACCAUUAGCAGAGGUCAAGGUUUCUCCACCCAAGUUCGACUUGGCUGCCACCAAUUUCCCACCUCUUCCCGGCUGCGUGGUCAGCACACAGGGGGAGCCAGUGCUAGAAAACCGGAUGUCAGAUGUUGUACGUGGUCUGUACAGGGACAAGACGGAUCAAGCCAAUAAAGAAGCCACUGUGAGUCCAGCAUCAGUCCAAGCCUCAGUCACAGAGGAGCCUGUGGCCGUCUCAAGUCCCGCCCCGGCAGCAGCUAAAUCCGCCACACAACCACUCGGACCCUCGGCCCCUGGGAAUCGUCAGGAGAAGAGAGUUGAACGGGGAGAGAUCACAGCACCAAAAGCAACCCCACGCGCACCUGUUCAGACAACUGUCAACCCUUCCUCCUCCACACAACCUGUGCCUAGCUCCAGGCCUCAGCCCUCUGCUGCCUCCACGCCAGUGACGCCCAGCACGCCAGCCCCUGCUGCAGCCCCUGCUGCAGCCCCUGCUGCAGCCCCUAUUCCCACCCCUGCACAGGAGCCACGUAAGCUCAGCUAUGCAGAGGUGUGCCAACGGCCACCCAAGGACCCUCCCCCUGCUGCCCCCGCCCCAGUUUCCUCCGGCACUGCGUCCGGUCAGCCAUUGCGCGAGCUGCGUGUUAAUAAGGCUGAAGAGCCGGGCUCCAGCGGUGGUCCUGGAGAAAAGCAAGAGAAAGCCCAUGACAGGGAGGGGGGCUGGGAAUUCAAAGAGAGCCGGCCACCACGUGAACGUGACUCUCAAGGCUACUAUCGCAGCAACGGCCCCAGAGGCGCCGGGGGCCUCAAGUUUCGGGACCAGAGGCGCCCGCCUCCGGCCCGACGCCACUCUCCCCAGGGAGGCUACAGGCAUACUGGCAAAGAGCAGAAUAUCCCACCAGUUUCGCCAAAGUAAAAACUUGAUAUGAAUCGAAAAAAUAUGUAUGAAUAUACAUGGAUAUAUAUAAUUAUAUAAAAAUGAAUAACAUAAAAGCAACAACAUUAAGGUAGCCACCUUCCCCCCUGGAACUUGUCCAAUGAGAAGCUCCUAAAAUGACUAAGACCAGGACAUCCAGGACUAAUGGGCGAAAUGACAUCUGAAGAACUUUGACGAGUGAUUUGAAAAGGAAACAAAUCUUUGUUUUGGCCUCCAGCAUUAUGCUUAACACAAUUAAGUGCGAUUUAUCUGGAGGCCGUCUCAUUUGUGCUCUGCUGGGGAAAGGUGGGAUGCUGGGCCGCGUAAAUGGCCCUCUACCUUUUUUUUGAUUUAAAAGAAUAGAUGUUGGUCUGCAAGAACAAUAUGCACUAAGAAGAAAAGAACAUGCAUAUUUGUCAUGUACAUAUACAAAGAUAUCACUAACACGCAAUGAGACAUCAGUUUUUCUUUGUUUUGUUUUGUGUGCUUAGGGUUGCAAGUAUGACUGAAGCGUUGACUGAUGUCUGUAUGCAUUGAUAGUGAAACAAACAAAAUGAUUGAAGUGCUACAGUGUGCUGUUGCACUGAUGUAAUGAAAUGGAUGAUUUUUUUUUUUGAUUUUUACAUCAGAGAUAAAGAAUCAUUGUCCUGAAACUGGACAGUGUGGUCUUCUAAUGUAUAAUAAUGAAAUGUGUUCUAUAGUGGUAUUUUGAUCCUGGUUCAUGAUUGGCUUCAACUGUAAGAGUCCGAUAUCAGAAACGUUAAUGUUCGCCGCAGUCCCAUGUGUGGUUUUGUUCGAAGCCGAAAUCCACUUUGGGGUUCUCACUGGCCUGUCAGCCACGGUGAAUCUGCUAGCCUGGUCCAAAGUUUUUUAUGUUUCAGUUUUAUCUUUGCUAUAUAUCUGAAAUGUUUUGGGUGUACCCACUCCAAUGGAUUGAAACUGUCAUGUUGAUAAUCAGUCAGAUUCUCUGUUUACAUGUUUGUUUGGGUUGUAGGGUGAUGUAUUUCAUGAGAGAGCGAGGAGGGGGGAAAAAAAGAAAAGGUUAACGGUAAGAUUCAGUGCGCCUGGUGGCCUAGGUGAAGUUUGGCUUUUCUACAUCAUCACAGGAUAUCCAGGUUAAGCUUAUAUCUGUGAAUUGUUCUUAACAAUGGCAUAGUGUCAAAAAUAGACCAAGGAGUACUGUUAGCUGAGGAUGAUUGCUACGUAAUAUUUGGCAGCCGGGUUGUGAGUAUACCGAGAAUUGGAAAAUUUUUCACGUGCUAUGUGCCAGCUGCCUACGAUCGUAGUGUGCUAGGAUACAGUUUCGAUUUUUAUUGACGAGAUCUGCUGAAUAAUGUAGUCUUGGGGAAACUUUUUGGCCCAGUGAAACUUGAUUUUGAAGAAGCUAUAGAAGUGUAGUUGCCUAUGCUAUAUUAUAAUAACCCUUCACUAGAGAUGUGUGUGGGAGAAUGUAAUUGUUCUAGUUGAGAAAUUACAGCGGGAGGCUUUUGACAGCAGGAUAUCCACCUGAUUUGUUUUGUGCUUUUAGGUUGAGUUUGCUGUGUUUUCUUUUUUUCUUUUCUUUUUUUUAACUUUUGAAAAACAAACAGGUUGACUUAGAAUUUGAAGUUUGACUCACUGUAUGUAUUGCUUUUUAAGUUUAUUUAUUUUAAAUCUGAUGCGCAACGCUUUUCUCCCAAUCUUGGUAGGCUGGUUUCCCCAAAGUUGUGUGAAAUCGCAUUGGCAAAAAUAAAAACUCACACUUAUGACAUUUAUUUACUGUUCCGAGAUGUCAGCUGAGAGAAAAUAUUUGAUGCAUUGACUUCGGGUUUAGUAAUGCAGUAAACGAGUAACCAAUCACUGGGGCUGUUAUUUUUUUUUAUUAAUGAGUAUGAGCUGCUAGUGAUUUAGUCUAAUUAAAUAAAUGCACUAACUUGUUUUUAAAAGAAUCUUACCUGUGAGUAAGGUGAAAUCAUUUUAGAAGCAUAUGGUUGAUGUUGACAGGCUUGCAAACACCAUCAGGAGAUGCUUCUCCCCUCCAUAUGUUUUGGUUAUUUUCUGUUAAUUUGGGUUGUGGUGGCAAAAAGGAAAUAUAGUAAUGGAUCAACCAAGUGUUUGAGACACAAUCCUAGAACUGUAUGAAAUGUCACCAAAAAUAAAUUAUUUUGAUUUGG